Molecule: messenger RNA, 2292 nt
Organism: Uloborus diversus
Lineage: Eukaryota; Metazoa; Arthropoda; Arachnida; Araneae; Uloboridae
Product: importin-4-like
Exons: 18
Coding region: 1-2250 (749 amino acids)
Biological process (GO): protein import into nucleus
Cellular component (GO): nucleus; cytoplasm
Molecular function (GO): protein binding; nuclear import signal receptor activity
Source: RefSeq, a predicted model, not a curated record
AUGAGUGCAGAGAUGCAUCAUCUAGAGCCUGCAUUACAGCAUCAAAACCCCCAUCAUAAGAAAGCAGCUUACCUUGCAAUAUCAGUCAUUGCAGAAGGAUGUUCUGAAUUCAUCAGAUACAAAUAUCUGCAAAAUUUUGUUCAAAUAAUAUGUCGAGGUAUAAAAGAUCAAGAUGCUAUUGUUCGCAAUGCAGCACUCUAUGCGGUUGGACAGUAUGCUGAAUAUUUACAGCCAGAUAUAAGUAAAUAUGCAUCUGAGCUUCUUCCUGUACUUUUUGAACACUUGGAUCGGGCAUGUGUAUCUUUAAAGGAAGGCAAUAAAGACUCUCCGAGCUUACUGAAAACAUUUUAUGCUGUUGAAAGAUUCUGUGAAAAUUUAGAGGAUAUAGUACCAUAUUUGCCUACAUUGAUGUGUUGCUUGACAACCUUUCUUGGGAUAGAAAACGAAAACUCUGUAACUGUCAAAGAAUUAGCCGUUGAAGCAAUAGGAUCAGUUGCUGCAGCUGCUAAAGAGCAUUUUGUUCCUUAUUUUCCUGCUGUGGUGGAAGUACUGAAAAAAUUCAUUUCUGAAACUCAGACAGAUGUUACAAGACCCUUGCAGAUACAGUCAAUCGAUACACUAGCAAUUAUUGCCAGAAGUGUAGGUACUGAAGUAUUUUUACCUAUUGCACAUGAAUGUGUUAAAUGUGGUCUGCACUUAAUGCAAGAAAAUGAUGAUCCUGAUAUUCGUCGUUCUUGUUAUGGUUUAUUUGCUUCAGUGUCAGUUGUUCUGAAAGCUGAUAUGGCUCCUUAUUUGUCUACCAUUGUAGAUCUCAUGCACAUAACCCUUAAGUCUGCUGAAGGAAUUAGUAUAAAUACAAGUUAUGGAGACAGCAAUACUGCUUUCACCUUGUUUGAAGAUGAUGACGAUGAUGAUGAAGAAAAUGGUCAGAUGAAUGAUGGCAAUAUUCUAAAUUUAGAUGAGAAAGAAGAAGAUGAUGAUGAUGAUGAUGAUGUUACUGGGUACAGUGUUGAGAAUUCUUAUAUGGAAGAAAAAGAAGGAGCUUGUUUAGCUCUCAAAGAAAUGUGUGAAGAAGUUGGCUUGCAUUUUGUGCCAUACAUUGGCAAUUCUUUCAAUGAGGUAAAAAAACUGACUGAAAGCCCAUCCGAUGACAUCAGGAGGGCAGCCAUUAGUUGCUUAACUCAGUUUUGUAUUUCUCUGAAUCAAAUACAUAUUGAGACUGGAAAUCUCGAGUGCAGAGUUGCUCUAGAAGAAAAACUUGCAACUCUGAUGCCAAAGAUGUUUACACUUGCCCGAGAAGACACUGAGCAUACAGUUGUCAUUUCUUGUCUUGAAAACUUGCAACUUCUUGUUGAUAAAGUAAAGCAAAUUACUCUGUACGGUGGAAAUAUAGAUGCAAUUAGUUCAUUAAUCAAAGACGUGUUUAAGAAUAAGUUGGCUUGUCAAGACGAAGACGGUGAUGAAGAUGAUCAGGAAGCCGAGUAUGAUAGCAUGGUUAUGGAAUAUGCAGGGGAGUUAAUUGCUUCGCUUAUUAAAGUUGUACCCUGGCAACAGUUUGCUCCGUACUUGGCGGGUUUGAUGCCUCUCCUUUUGGCAAGAACGAAAAAAGCCUGCACAACAUCUGAAAAAUCUUUUGCUGUGGGCACGCUUGCUGACAUCGUCAGCUCUAUGGAGCCUGGAUCUGUUCAACCUUUCUUAGUUCACUUGCAACCUGUUUUUCUCAGUGGUAUGAAAGAUGAAAAUGAAGAAGUGAGAAGUAAUGCAGUCUAUGGUCUUGGUGUGCUGAUCCAAAAUGCUGGAUCUUUAGUUUUCGAUCAAUAUUCACUAUAUUUGCAAGCAUUGUCCAACAUUAUUGCUAGUGAGCAAGAUGCCCGCACAAAAGACAACAUUUGUGGUGCUGUUGCAAGAUUGAUAAAAAGCAAUCCUUCUGGUGUACCAUUGAAAGAAGUGUUUCCAGCGUUGAUCCACUCUCUUCCCCUGCAGGAAGAUUUAGAAGAAAAUUCUACAGUUUUUGAAUGUUUGUCAUUUUUGCAUAGCAUAAGAGCAGAAGAAUUCUUUCAAAAUUUACCUCAUGUUGUGAAAGUUUUAUGUGAAGCUUUAAGUAGCAGUAAACUUAAUGAAAGUACAGUUCAUACAGCAACAUCUUUACUGAAAAACUUAUGCUCUGAAUUUCCUCAACAAAUGGACUCUUUAAAAAGCUCUUUCCCUCAAGAAAGUAUUGAAAUUAUUGAAAAAGUUAAAUCCAUAUAGCAUUUAUGUAAAAAGAUAUUAAAUAAAUUCUUCAUUUCAUAA